Molecule: messenger RNA, 4798 nt
Organism: Solanum pennellii
Lineage: Eukaryota; Viridiplantae; Streptophyta; Magnoliopsida; Solanales; Solanaceae
Exons: 6
Coding region: 277-4320 (1347 amino acids)
Molecular function (GO): metal ion binding
Source: RefSeq, a predicted model, not a curated record
UAUUUUUGUUUUUCACUGAUCUCUCUCCCCUCUCUGAGUUUUUCUCUGUCUAGGGUUUUAACACAGAAGAGGACUUCAAUCAAAAUUCUCGAAUGCUAAGCUAAGCUUGCUAGGUUUCAUUUCAGAUCUUCAAAAUCAGUUUUACGGGACCUGCUAUUUCGCUAUUUGGUGCUGCUGUGGAUGACUUAAGUUGGUGAUCAGCACGUGGGAACUCUUAGAACCGGUGGGACCAUGAACUCCAGAUUUAUUAAUUCUAUUGGUAGCUAGCUGUUUGAGAUGUAUGGUCAGGGUAACUACGCAACUCAAAGUGGUCAAAAUGAUAACAUGCAUAGGCCUCAAAUGCAACAGUGGUCUCCUGCCUCUGGCCCCCCUCCUCCUCCUCCUCCUCCACCUGCUGCUCAGGCCUCACGUCCACCUAUAUUUCCACAUGGUCAUCCACCAGGACCACCCCAAGUUGGUCAGCAUGGCCCUCCUGCAUAUCAGCAUGCCCAUCCUGGUGUAGGUCACCCUUGUCCACCUUUUCCAGUUCCAACAAGUGGCAGUGAUUCUACUCAAUUUUAUCCGCUACUCCCUCCUCCUCCUCCUCCUCCUCCAUCUGCACAAGUUCAUGUAAGCACAUCAAUUCUGCAAUCUCACCAAGUCCCUGUGCAGCAUUCCCAGUGGAAUUUCAGUAUGCAUCAUGUUCCACCUUCAAAAGCCCCGACUGCUCCUAGAGUUCUUCCACCUCCUCCACCACUAAGUCAAAUGCCUUAUAGAGGUUCUAUUCGUCAGCCAUCACCAGACAAUAUGCAAGUUUUUCUUCAUAAUCUUCCUCGACCGUCACCACCACCACCACCACCUAAUUUGCAGAACUAUGGUUUUUUCACACCUUCCCAAUUUGACCCCACCACACAUUCGAGAAACCAUGAUUCUCAUGUACAACCUGCAGUUUCUGGUCCUCGGCCACCUUUGCCACCUUCACCUCCUGGGGAUCCGCCUCUUCCACCAUCUUCACCACCUCUUAUAUCUACCACUGCAAAUGCUAAUAGUGCUAAAGAUGAGGGGUCGUCUGAGCUCGAUGGAGGGAUUGCUUACAGCGAAGGUAUACCAGUAAAUAAGAAUUUAGACUCGGAUCUUCCAUCUUCUCCUCAUAAGCCUGUAUCAUUAGCAUUUCCAGGAGAAGUCUCAUCAGUUCAACUUAUUAAUUCAAUAAACCCAGCUCCGUCUCAUUCAGCUGUUGAUUCUGAUAUGGAGAUAGAAGAUGAUAUCACCCAGCUAGAUGAAGAUCUACAAAUUCAUCCUUUGGGGGCUGAGAAGCAGUUACAGGGUAGCUUAACUGAAGAUAUACUACAUCAAAAUUCGUCAGGCUGUGGACCUUCGGAGUCAGAGGAACAAAGGCGAGAUUCUCCAUAUCGAGCGCCUCCAAGUUUUCAUCAACCCUUCUUGGAUGAUCAUCUGCAGAUAUCGACUUCCCUGGAGAAAAAAUUUAGCCAUCCUAGAGGAUCACCCAUUGAUAAGGAGGUUGAUCUUGAAAAUGUUCACAGUCAGCUCAUGGAAGCUGCCAGCCCUUUUAGGCUAAUUCAAGGCUAUGCUUCGGACGACAGCUUAGACAAUGAUAAUGAGAAUUGUCUUGAAAAUCUUGGCCGUUUGACAGUUCCUCCACCCAGUGAAGUUGUUGCUAUAAUUCCCAAGACUGAUACUGAAAAAUCACCAAUAUCUUCAGUUAAACCUUCAAAUUCUGUUGCCAAAGAUGACCCCAAAUCUUUUGGUGCUUUAAAAUUUGAGGAUUCCAUUGAUCAUAGUAAUGGAAAUAGAUUAUCCUUGAAGAGUGAUACUGCGCCUGAAGGACUUUGUUUGGAAAAUAUUUUGGACGUUAAUGAUAAUGACAGUUUUGAUAUGCUUAGGGAAGAUGCUAAGGACAAAUCACCUACACGGAAGGUUGAUGAGUUUGGUAGAUUGGUUAGGGAGGGGGUCAGUGACAGUGAUUCUGAUGCUUCACGAAGGUAUAAGCAGAGACAUGGAAAAAGAGGAAGAAGCCGGAGAAGAAGCCGCUCUCCAUAUGAUAGGAGGAGGAGGAAGAGUCCACGGAAGAGAAAGGACAGGCGGGAUCGAUCUCGGAGCAUCUCUCCAAAGAGAUACAGAAGUAGAAGCAAGUCACCUUCUAGACCCGGGUCAACUUCUGGUGGUGACAAAAUAAGAAGGGACAGAGGUUAUCCUCAACAAUGUUUUAAUUUUCUUCGAGGCAAGUGUUACCAUGGAGCAUCCUGUCGAUAUUUCCAUGCUGAGCCUGAUAAGAGUGAUAGAUCAAGAUCUUACAGGAGCAAAGAUCAGCACCAAUAUCUUCCACUUAUUUCAAAGGAUUCCGAUAUGCACGAUUCAAAGGAUUCUCUCACACAUAAAAAAAUAGUGACUACACUCAAGAAACCGGUCCAUAAUCAUGGUGGAUUCAAAAGCAAGGAUAUUCCUGAUAUGGAAAUGAAAGAUAUGAAAGAGCCUGAACCUUCUUCUGAUCUCUAUGGAAAAGAGAAUCAAAUGGGGCCUGCUGACAGUCUAGUAAUUAUUGCUGAAGUGGAGAAGCUUCCUGGUGAUGCUACUGGGGCCAUGCCUUCCUCGGUUGGAUGUAUGGGGAUUCAUCAGUCUGAAGAUCAUGUCUCUGAUCAGAUGCUCCUAAAUGCAGAGGAGAAACCUCAAGAGAAAUGUGAUUCGUCUGUUUUGGAGUUAUCAUCUGUCCAGACAUCAUUCAUGGUCCCACCUGUCCAGCUCCAUCAAUAUGUGUCUGCUAAUGAUUUGCACCCAUCAGAUACACUCCAGGAAGCACCCUUAUCAGCUCCCUUUCCUUCAUUUCCACAGGCUUCAAGUAGUGCUUUUGCUCAGCAGAUGCCCAGAGAUCACAACUUCCCCCCACCUUUGAAUUCUGCAUAUAUUGGAAGUUCUCCUGCAUAUCAAACUCCAUUUCCUCAUCAACCAUCUCCAUUCGCUGUACCUUUGAGUUCCUCUUGGAAUUCUCUUCCACCACGUCCAGCACAGGCACAGGCACCACUCACGCAAUUUGUGAACGAUUCCUCUGGGAAUGCAGCUGGUGUACAACAUAGUGUUCCUCGAGUACAUUUUCAACCAAGUUUAGUAGUUCCAAGGAAUGACUUCUACGCAAGCACAUCACCUGAUAUUCCUCAAGUCGGUGAACGUCAUGCUUUUGUGCAGACUCAACCUAUCUAUUCUAGGGGAUCACCGAAUAGACCACCAGCUUUCCUCGGCGACUCUCUGGCUCUUGGUGAGCAUCCUGGUCCAUCUUCUAAGAGUUAUCCUUACAUGCAACAGCCACAUUCUGGUCCUCAGACAGCUAGUAUUUCUCGACAUCUUGUUGAGCCUGGAGUAAGUUCCUCUGUGUCAAGGUACACAUCUGAUUUAUUAGACCAGAAUCAAGCUCAUCGCUUGCCUGAUUUUGGUGGAUCCAGAUUUUCAAGUCAUUUCAAUCCUUAUGCUACUACAUUUGACCAGCCACUAACAAUGAAAUUCAGUUCGGACCCUUUAAUACAUGGAAGAGAUAUGCUCCCUAGUAGUAAAUACAGUGCAUUUAGUUUGAGUAAUAUGCCAAUUGAUGGCCAUCCUGCAGAAAGUCUUGGUUCACGAAAUAUUACCCCACCAUCUGCGCAUAAUGCUGAAGGAAAGUUCUCCCAGCCAGGUGGUAACCAGUAUGAUCCACUUUAUGACAGCAUAGAACCAUCUACUAACUUACUUAAGAAGUCUGAUCCUGGUCCUAAGCUUGAAGUAACUGAUUACUUACUUAAGAAGUCUGAUCCUGGUCCUAAGCUUGAAGUAACUGAUGACUCAGGCGUUAUGUUAAGGGUCAGUGGAUCCAAUGAACCACUGGAUAUGGAAGUAACCAAGGGGCAGAAAGCAGAUGGAGCUAUUGCAUUCACCAUAUCUGCAGAAAAUGAUGAAUUUGACGAGACAGCUGAGGCAGAGGUGGGUGUUGUUGAGAACAGAAGUCCAAGUGAUUCCAAUGAUGAGGAAGAUGUUCCUACAGCAGAGAUAGAGAUUGAACAGGUGAAGCCAUCAGGGGAGAAAAAUAAAAGCAAGGAAUCCAGAUCUAUGAGGCUUUUCAAGAUUUCAGUUGCUAAUUUUGUGAAGGAGAUGUUAAAACCAUCAUGGCGCCAAGGUAACAUAAGCAAGGAGGUUUUUAAGACAAUAGUCAAGAAAACUGUAGACAAGGUCUCUGGAGCUAUGAAAAGCCACCAAAUACCGAAGUCCAAGACAAAAAUUGACCAUUACAUUGACUCAUCACAGAGGAAAUUAACUAAAUUAGUCAUGGGCUAUGUUGAUAAAUAUGUCAAGGCAUAACUGUCUCGUUGGCUGCACCAGUUGGCAACAUCAGUUAUUUUCUGUGUAUCGUCACUAUAGAUGCUACUGUGAAUGCAUUCAAUGGCGUAUGCUUUGAAAUGAAGUGUUCCCGACAAUCAGUGAUAAUUGCUUUGCUGCUUAUUUGGACAAAAGCUUAAUAUGCAUGACUGCCCAAAAACAUUGAUGCCUGGAAUUUUUCCUUGAAUGAGAAACAUGGUAUUUCGGACUACUCUUUGGAGAGAAUGGGGGGUGGAGUGUUAUUACUGUACAACCAAUAUCUACAAAGUGUUGAGACCACAACAACAUAUCUAAAAGGGCAAAAUGUAUGUAAUGUUUUGGUUUAGUAUUGUUUCUUCUUAAUAGAUGUAUUGUUGUUCAAUGGGUGUUGUGUAUAUGCAUAUUAAUGGCAAGCAUGUUGUAUUAUUUCUGUGUUGACAUUCUCAUUUCAACUGCAUAAGUGAAAAAAAUUAGAAAACCA